AAAAAAAAAAAAAAAACGAGUGUUAAAAUUGCAGAAAACACACUUAAAGUUGCAAACAUGGCAAACCCCUGUCUGGCUGUUAGUAAGCCACGCCUACAAUAAUGGGCCCUUUCUCUGGAUAACAUAACAUCACUUGCAAAUCGAUACGACCUUAAAGAGUGGUAAGCUAUACGCUUGAAUGGACCACGCGCCACUUGUGCAUCCUUAUGGUUAUGAGCCAUUGGUCUAUUGUUGUUGAAAUAUUAGGGAGUAUUAGUAUCGAGCACUCUUUGUCCUAGCGGCAUUUGGUUGGGGCAGGCGGGAGUGAGAGGUGGACCAGGUAGCACUGACAGGACAACGGCAAAUGAUAUUAGCGCUGUGCAGUGUAAGGGGCGCUUAGUUUUGGUACAGUUCAGAAAUAUAUCAGUCUUACGAUUUCGGAUUUGAUUUUUUUUCACUGCAUGAUCGGUGUUAACUGAACUGCUUUAAAAAAACUUAAUUCUCAGAUGCCAUUAUUAUGUUUCAUAAUAUAAGACAAAAUUGCUAGAAAAAAGGAUUGCCUCCUUAGGAUCUUAAGUUAGGAAUUUUUUUCAUAGACUGGUCAAUUUAAGCUAUAAGUAAUCUAGUACUGUACUUGUGAAUGAUAGGUCCGUACUAACUGUUCUCUCCCGAAAGAUUUGACCUGAUGCAUGGUUAUUGACGUGAAUAUUGACAGAAAAAUCAGCUCCCAUAGUUCUUUUACAACCCAAGACGUCCCAUCGUACUACGAUUAAUACAACGCCUUUGCCGACGCUGUCUACGAACGCUACUUCAUCCCAUACCAAACAUACUAGCAACUGGGCUUUUAACAUCAGGCACGGAUACUUAAGGCAAACUUUAGAGUCCCUGGGGGGACAGACGCAGUGAUUAACGCAACAAAGACAAAGCCUGGGACAAAAAGACAACAGUUGGUCACCGAGAGAACCCCGGGGUGCUGCACAAUUAGUGGCAAAUCAUCCAUUGAUUGGAUUUCUGCGCGAGCUUGUUGAAUCCCAUUUUCCACUGAAAUCCUCUAAGGGCAUAAGACAUUGUAUGAGAUAGAAAUUGUGGAUAAUCCAUUUAUUGGUGCCAUCUGACUGCAUUUGAUCCGAUAAGAUUAUAAAUAGAGCCAAACACGUCGCAGCUCCGCAUUUCUAUGGUUAGCUUUGGGCUUUGGCAGACGAUCAAAUUCACUUGGCCUGUACGCAUGCGUUGAUCUGGAAAGGCAAGACACACGCUUCAUAGAUUUUUUUCCUUGAAUAACGUGACUCCUAGAAUGAGACUUAGUAAACAGGUUAUUUUAAAAAAGGUGCUGCUAAUUCUGUGAGUCAGCGUUUAGCCGGAGACGCUAUUCAUCACUUUGCGGAUUGUUUGCACUGCGUGACGCACUGUUCCUCCCUGGAGUCUUGCCGUGGUUUCAUUACCGAGAAGAAAACUGAUUAAUAUUUAAAUGAACGCUGGCCGGUGCUGUAUCAUACAAGUGCGUGGAUACCGCAUAUAAAGAUCAAGUGUGCAUGUUUUCUGGAGCCUGGGAGCAACUCUAGGGAUUAAGAGUCACCAGGAUUCCACGAUUUCGAGGGAACGUUUUGGAAGGAGAACAGUGGCAUUACCAAUGCUGAACCAAAUGGUACAGUAUACCAUCAUCUUCGCCUCCGUUUAAAAUCAGCAGUGCCUUCCAUUUCUCAAACACAUAUACACGUAUAUUCUACCGAGCAUCAUCAUCAUCGUCAUCAUCAUCCAACAAGUGCCAUAAAAAUGCCGCGGUCAUUUCUGGUGAAGAAACACUCCAAGUUUACGGAAUACGACAUCUGCCGUCCUGCCUACCUGGGCGUCAACGAAGCCAGAGGAGCGGACAGUCCGAUGCCGGCUUACUCCAUUGAUGCGGCCAUCACGCCGAUAUUGACGCCAUACACUCCAUUUGCCCAUCAGCCUCUGACGGUCCGAGUGACGAACGGUUAUUUCCACGACCUUACACAGCGUUCCAGUGGUAUAACUAGCUGCAGUUCCAAGAAGGAGCCAUUGGAUCGGAGCGACUCUGAAGAAGAAAGCACCAGAGACGGAUCGCUCAAUUCGACUCAGCCAACAAGCCCGCUAUCCGGAAGCACCGCUUCAUCACACUCCGGCUCCGACUACGAGAAUCACGACAGUCACGAAGCGGCACAAGACGGUGUGACCUCUGACCUCUCUUUAUCUGGCACAGUUGGGUACACAUACGAAGCGUUUUUAAUCACCGACGGAAGAUCCAAGCGCCGCCGCCGGGGCUAUAACGCCGAGGGGAACGGGCGACAACGUUACACGUGUAACGAAUGCGGUAAGCAUUACGCAACAUCGUCAAAUCUGUCACGGCAUAAGCAGACGCAUCGCAGCCUCGACAGCAUGUCUGCCAAAAAGUGUCCGCAUUGUGACAAAGUCUACGUGUCUAUGCCAGCCUUGUCUAUGCAUAUUUUGACUCAUGAUUUGAAGCACAAGUGUGACGUUUGCGGGAAAUCCUUCAGUCGGCCUUGGUUGCUUCAGGGCCACAAACGUUCCCACACGGGAGAGAAACCCUACGGCUGUGCCCAUUGCGGCAAAGCGUUCGCGGAUCGUUCCAAUCUUCGCGCGCACAUGCAAACUCAUUCCGCCAUGAAACAUUACAGCUGCGAACGAUGCAACAAGACUUUUGCCUUGAAGUCCUAUCUCAACAAACAUUAUGAAUCUGCCUGUUUCAAAGAUGAUUUAAGUUCCAUUCCAUUUCAUGGUCAUUCCAGCGACAGUGAAUCAUCGAAUUAAACGUUUGUGUGGUGGGUGACGCACCAAUUAAAGAUGAGGCGGUAAGAACGUUGAAAAGAGACUGAAAACGUAUUUUGAUCACUAUUUACAGCUUCCCGAAGAGAAAAAAAGAGAUGAGUAAACGAAGUGAAACUUUCAGAAUAAAAUAUGGCUUCCAAAAGAGUAGAUUUUGACCAACAAUCAGUAUGAUGUCAUGCAAUGACUAAGCUGCAAGACAAUUGGAUUGUCUGAACGAUAAAGAAUACUCAUUUUUAACGUAAAACGACCGUUCUUGGGAUUUUUUGUGAGAUAAAAGUGGCUUCUUGGUAUCACCGACAACUCUUGAUACCCGCAACUCUAAAUAAAUUUACCCCCAUCAAUGUGCCAUUUUUAGACAACCUUUUUCCUUACUUCACUCUAGCUAAGUGAGUUGUAAUUUACAUUCGCUCUCAUUCAAAACGGUCCUUUCCACAUUUAGAACCUUGACAACUUGAAAUGAGUGUGUCAUGUGGUUGAGACACAUAAU
Lingula anatina is the source of this 3271-nucleotide messenger RNA. RefSeq names its product cleavage and polyadenylation specificity factor subunit 5-like. Gene Ontology annotation, molecular function: mRNA binding; DNA-binding transcription factor activity, RNA polymerase II-specific; RNA polymerase II cis-regulatory region sequence-specific DNA binding. The record is from RefSeq and is a predicted model, not a curated record. NCBI's taxonomy places the organism in Eukaryota, Metazoa, Brachiopoda, Lingulata, Lingulida, Lingulidae. Gene Ontology annotation, cellular component: mRNA cleavage factor complex. Gene Ontology annotation, biological process: regulation of DNA-templated transcription; mRNA 3'-end processing.